AUGCUUCUAGAAAGUAUCGGUCUGGGGAGAUCUCAUCAUCGUGAUUCUAGACAUGCUCUUUCACGUCUGAAUAAUCGCCAGGGUUCAACCUCUGGUUGCUACGAUAUCCGCCACGAGAAAAAUGGAGUUCACUGGGAGGGCUGUCCAAAUUUCAACCCUAAUUCAAGACAAAUGACAACUAUAGAUCAACUGUCGAUGAAUCGGAUAAGAGAUUCUGGUACAGAAAUUCCCAUACUUGGGGAUCUAACCUCUUCAAUGGGAUUACCUUCACUUCAACGAAAUUAUUCCAGCCCAGGUGAAAGAUAUAUGGAAGGAUCGGGUGGUAUAGAAGCUCUUGCAAUAGGAGGAAUAGGUCCAAGAUCUAGAAGCAUCGGUCGAAACCCAGGAGGUCUUGAGGCCCUCAGAAUCGGUAAUCAAGAUCUUCGUAAUCGGAACUCUAGCUUGGAGAAGCAAUACCCAGCAGGGCUCGAACAUUUUGAAGAAAUUGAUAGGAGAAGACGGCAAUCACCUCUACGAUCAAAUGAAUAUGCAGCCUUUGAACACGUUAUGGACCGCAACAUGACACCCAGAUCGCCAAAUCGAGGAAUUCCCAGUUCAAGCCGUCAAUAUUCACUCGGAGAAACUUCUCCCACUCCACGCAUGCAACAUCGAUACCGCUCCCCACGCAUCCCAAUCUUACCACCACAAUUCCAAGAUUUCGGACCUGGUCCUCCUGAAUUCGUAAUGGCGCCAGAACAUCAAGGCGCUCUAUAUUAUCCAAACUCUUCACGUCGCUCCCACCGUUCCACACCCCGCAUGAUGUACAACGAAAUGACCAUGGGGGAUCCGCGAACCCAGCAUAGUACAGUUCAGCAAAGUCCCAACCCUUUGAUCUACGGCGAAAUGGACAGUCCACUUACAUCUUCCCGGUACGGAUCUAUCCAUUCUCCCUUAGGAAGUGGAAGCAGUGCAGAUUUGCGACGGGAGAUGGACAUUGAACGACGGGAAAUGGGGAGAGAAGGGAUGACGCCGUUCACUACUUAUGAUACUGGUAAUCUGAAUCAUAGAGGUGGUCAUGACGGUCGUGUGGAUACAAAUUACCAAUCUCCAUAUGUAGAAGAUUGGGUUAGUGAAGUGGGAAUAGGAAUGGGACAAGAUGAAAUGAUACAGAGACAAGCUACGAUGGAGGGAGGAGGAUUAGGAUUUUUUUAUGAUGAGACGGUUGGAAUGGAUGACGGAUAUCGUAGGUCUAGGUUAAUGUGA
This is a messenger RNA of Sclerotinia sclerotiorum 1980 UF-70, 1242 nucleotides long. RefSeq lists its product as hypothetical. The transcript has a single exon. NCBI's taxonomy places the organism in Eukaryota, Fungi, Ascomycota, Leotiomycetes, Helotiales, Sclerotiniaceae. The record is from RefSeq and is a predicted model, not a curated record. Bases 1 to 1242 code for a protein of 413 amino acids.